CGUUGGCCAGACUCUGGAGCGUGUAUUCCAUUUUCACCAAUUUGAAGCUUGGAAUUGGAAUUAGGGUUUGAUGCUCGACAGGGAUUGUAACCAAUUUUGUGAGUGGCGUGAAGGACCCCCUGAAUGCUUGCAGCGCACUGGAGAUUUCGCAGAUGGCUGCGUUUCACAGUUCAAGGUUACAGCCUCUCUCCGUCUCAAAGUCGCCAGUCUUUUGGAGUCGCAAUUCGAUUACUCUCGGGCCCGUGGUUGCGCGUCAGGAUGCGUUUAGGGUGCUGCAGAAGGGCCUAGGAGCAUCAUGUGUUUAUGUUUCACGGAGAGUGGCUGCGAGUAGUGAUGGUUGUUGUAGUGGUAAUACGAUGAGGGAGGAAGUGGAGGAGGUUGUGGAGAAGGAGCAGGUGUACAGGAAUGAGCUGCGUGCAGGGGAGAGGGCUCCUCUCGUCGUGGUGUCAUUUUACAAGUUUGCUCAUCUGCCGGAUUACGAGGAGAAGCUAGCUCCAUUGAAGGAGCUGUGCGAGACUCAUUUUGUGUCAGGAGGUAUAAUGUUGGCUGCUGAGGGAAUAAAUGGGAGUAUUUCUGGAACACGGGAGGCAGUGGAGAUAGUGAUGUCUGCUAUCCAGAGUGACGAGCGCUUGACUAAUCUUCUACGAACUGAGGCUCCUGCAGGAGUGGAUGAUGAUAAAAUUCACAAUGGUCACAGCCCCAAGUCUCCUCUUGGAGCAGGCGAAAAUUCUCCAGCCAGAUGGGAUCACGUGCGUGUAAAGCUGAAAAAAGAGUUGGUGUCGAUGGGUGUGUCGGGACUGGAUCCCGCGGACAAAGCGGGAGAAUACGUGAACCCCAAGGACUGGAACAAACUCAUAAGCGACCCUGACACAGUAGUUGUUGAUGUCAGAAACGACUACGAGUACCGUGUCGGGAGGUUCAAGCGAGCACUUGAUCCACAACUAGAUUCUUUCAGGGAUUUCCCUGCGUGGGUCGAGAAAAAUCUCGCAAAUGGUGCUCAACCUUACAUUUCAAGGGGACCUGACAGAGAUGAGAACACACGCACGCGAGAUGAAGAAAAUGCCCUGACUUCUUGCGAAAUGCUACCAAAUCUUGAAAGUCCGCGGCGAAUUGCUAUGUACUGCACAGGCGGCAUUCGGUGUGAGAAGGCAACUUCAUAUCUGCUGAACCAGGGAUUUGAUGAGGGAUUGAGCAUCAAUAUGUGGGUUUCAUUCAUCGUCUCUGUAGGUGUAUCAAUUGGAAGGCGGUAUCCUCAAAUAUCUCGAAGAGAUACCUGCAUCUGAGAGCCUCUGGAAGGGUGAGUGCUUUGUAUUUGACAAACGAGUGGCUGUGGGACAUGGACUGAAGCAAGGAUCUUAUAGAUUAUGCUAUUCCUGCAAGAAGCCUGUUAACUCAGUAGACAUGGAGUCUCCACUUUGGGAAGAAGGCGUUACGUGCCCCUACUGUUAUCAUCACAAGUCUGAAGCUGACAAAAGUAAGGCUAGAAAUCGACAUCAACAAUUCUUACAUUGGGGAGCAAUUGGUGGUCCAGACAGGGGGCGAAAAAAGCAUGUCGUGAAAAACAGUCACCUUAGAGAUGAAAAGUAUCCUGAAAGGCCAUAUUACUUCACCCUCAAAUCAACUCAAGGAAGAUGACCUAAAUAUCACUUGCAAAAUAGAUAGGGUAUGGUUGCAAGUUAUGAAUUGAUUUUUCAGGGUGGCAUUAGCAGUGAAAGUAACUCCAAAGCUUCUUUAUACGUAUUUCUUGGAUUAAAGACGACUGUCCUGUGAGUGUCUGAAGUGUAGUUGAACAAUCUGCUGAACAAUAUGCACAUAUAGCAACUUUCAAAGUUAAUGUUCUUCUGCAGUACCUGCAAAGGGAAUAUUAGGGGGAGGUUCUGAGCACGAAAUCAAAAAGAUGAAUGGGAAUUUUAAGUUGAAUUGGAGAUGUGAUUAUGAAUUACACGUGGACAUACAACUUUUCUUGCUCA
This is a messenger RNA of Physcomitrium patens, 1970 nucleotides long. RefSeq lists its product as uncharacterized. The record is from RefSeq and is a predicted model, not a curated record. NCBI's taxonomy places the organism in Eukaryota, Viridiplantae, Streptophyta, Bryopsida, Funariales, Funariaceae.